UUUUAAGCACAUUUUCAAAAAGGAGGAGGUCUUGCCAGGUUUUAACUGCGAUUACUGAACUCCGUCACGUCAUUUGUAGAGAGAAAGUUACAUUUUUCUUUUGUAGGACAAGGCUUAGUAGAGUUGUCAUAGUAUUCCUAAGUCGUAAUUGACGUUGGGUAUUAAUCGACACUUUCAGGUCUGCGUUACCGUGCUUUUUUUCAUUCACUGAGUGAGAGCGAGAGCAUUGAAAAUGGCACAGUUCGGAUUUGAAAACGACAUCAGCGACACGUUGAAGCUCGACGUCCCCAUUACCAACGCUCCUAUUUCCCGCUGGCAGAGAAAAGCAAGCGCGUCAAACUCGUCCUCGAGCGCCUUGACCCCCGGGAAGUAUGCCAACGCCUCGCUGAACAUAUCAUCAAAGACGCCGUGUAAGACUCCGUGUAGAUGGAAAACCACGCCAUCAAAGAUGGGAGCGGACCGCUUCAUUCCUGUCCGUAAUGAGAAACAAAUGGAAAUGGCGAGUUUCUUGCUCUCAAAGAAGGCUCGACCCAAGGAAGACGGUGUCUCAACAGCUUUGUUGGCAAGUGAUUUUCAAAUAGUCUAUACUGUACUGUACAGAACAUCCACGAAUGAGUUUAAUUAUUUGUCAUCUUCGGGUAUGUUGUCACAGGAACAGCAAAAGACGUGGUCCAUCGCGCUGAAUGGAUGCAACCUCGAAGAGGCCCGCAUCCUGCAGUUCAGUGGGAAACCAACCGUUAACCCAGAUGGCCAACACAACACUUUGAAGUCCUUGUACAGUCACACCAUGACUCCUAUGUCCAACAAAAAGACACGACACAUAUCUUCCAGCGCCGACAGAGUCUUGGACGCUCCUGACAUUCGCGAUGAUUUUUAUUUGAAUCUGCUCGAUUGGAACAGCCGCAACAUUAUGGCAGUGGCUCUCAAAGACAGCGUGUACCUGUGGGAUGCCACUCAGGGAAAUAUCACCCACCUCAUGAACAUGGACAAUGAGGCGGCGUAUAUCAGCUCGCUGUCUUGGGCCAAGGAAGGCAACUACCUGGCAGUUGGCACCAGCGACUGUGCAGUCCAAUUGUGGGACGUAGAGCAAGAGAAAUGCCUUCGCAGCAUGAACAGCCACUCUGCACGAGUCUGCAGCCUGAGUUGGAAUAGCCACAUCUUGUCCAGCGGCAGCCCGUCAGGCCAGAUUCACCAUCAUGACGUGAGGGUGGCGGAGCACCACAUCUUCACAUUGCAUGGCCACUCUCAGGAAGUGUGCGGGCUGCAGUGGUCGCCGGAUGGCCGCUACCUGGCCAGCGGCGCCAACGACAACCUGGUGUGCAUCUGGCCCCGCGUGGCCCAGGGCCGCACAGACGUCACCAAGCCGCUGCACUCACUGAGUCUCCACAAAGGGGCCGUCAAGGCUUUGGCUUGGUGUCCAUGGCAGUCCAGCAUCCUGGCCUCGGGUGGCGGAACCUCGGACUGUCACAUCCGUGUGUGGAACGUCAACAGCGGGUCCUGCCUCAGUUCAGUCGACACACAGUCCCAGGUGUCGGCGCUUGUGUUUGCUCCCAACUACAAGGAGCUGGUGUCUGCACACGGUUUCACACAGCAUAACUUGGUCAUCUGGAAGUAUCCGUCCAUGGCAAAAGUUGCAGAGCUCAACGGACACGAUGAGAGAGUCCUCAACAUGGCCAUGAGUCCAGACGGCUCCACGGUGGCCAGCCUGGCUGCGGACGAGACCAUUCGCCUGUGGAAGAGCUUUGAGGUCGACCCCAAGAAAAAAGUCAAAGACAAGACGCCCAUUUCCCUGCACUCGGCCUUCACUCGCUCCAUCAGAUGAUUUGGAGACACUUUUUUAUUUAUUUUUUUGAACACCGUAUGAAUUUUCAUAGUGCAUUUGCUCAAUUGCGGUCACGUUUUGCUUCCAUAGUCCACUGCAAAUUGGAUGAGGCAUCCCCUUGAUAAUUGUCUUCUGUCUGACUUUCCUAACUUUUGAACAUUUGAAUAAAUGUUUCCACAAUAUGA
Molecule: messenger RNA, 2007 nt
Organism: Hippocampus zosterae (dwarf seahorse)
Lineage: Eukaryota; Metazoa; Chordata; Actinopteri; Syngnathiformes; Syngnathidae
Gene: cdc20
Product: cell division cycle 20 homolog
Exons: 9
Coding region: 233-1822 (529 amino acids)
Biological process (GO): positive regulation of anaphase-promoting complex-dependent catabolic process; positive regulation of ubiquitin protein ligase activity; anaphase-promoting complex-dependent catabolic process
Cellular component (GO): anaphase-promoting complex
Molecular function (GO): protein binding; ubiquitin ligase activator activity; anaphase-promoting complex binding
Source: RefSeq, a predicted model, not a curated record